AUGUGCCUUCGACCAAAUCUUCAACCUCCAUAUUGUGAACAGUACGAGGUCACGAGUGAUUCGAUAACUGUCAUGUCACCAAAAUUGAGGGAGACAGCGAUAUCGGAGCAAAGGCACCGAUCUUUGGUUUCGGAGGUGGAUGAGUCGACCGAUGAACUUGUCGAAAUUCCCGGACCUCAGAUAAUUCACCCGGUACUUAUCGAGUCACCACCUUCAUCCCAUAUCCAAUCGGAAAUGAAACCUGGCGAGCACAGUUCCGGAAGUGUUAAGGGUGAAGCAGAAUGGACGAGAAGCCCAACAACACCACACAUACCACUCAUUUCGCUGGACCGUCAUGAUAUCGAAGAUUUACCGCCAGACGCCUUCGAGGUCACCUUCCCACCUUUUAUCACCGUUGUACCGCGACUGUUUACUACUAUCGACAGUACAGAGAGAGGAUUGCUACCGAUUCGCCCAGUGGGGAAUGGAACACAAGGUAGACAGUCAGAAACUUUUGAAACCGCACCAACGAUAUUAGCAACUGAUCCUGUUGUUGAUAGCAACCGUCCUGAAGUGCUUCCAGAAACUUCUGAACUACCCCCAGUAUCGCCAACACAAUUUGUUGAAAAUAUUAAGCCUCUACAGAAAAUUAAACCAGAAGAAAUUGAUUUUGACAAUGAUGAACAAAUAGUCAAUCUUUUUCGACCUGAUGACGAUUCUAUCGAUAACAGAGUUGAACCGAAUAAAGAAAGUGAACCUUCUGAGAAGUCAGUAUCAACAGAUUCGUCGAUGCAAAGCUUAGCUUCGGAAGAUGAAAGAGAUUAUAUGACAUUGAGCACCACCAGUAAACCACUCUUCAUUUUUACCACAUUACCGAAAAAAAGGCCUAUGCCGACCAAACCAAAACUGAUACCAGCGCACGGUACAGCCUUUACAACAACGCAUGGCCCAUACGAUAUUCGAAACGAAGUUAAGAUUGAAGCAUCCAGCAGCAAUCUCGCCGUUAUUAUUCCGACAGCAAUCAUUGCAUUAUGGCUAUUAUUACUCGCAGUUAUAGCAUUGUUUUGCUGCUGCCGAAGGAAGCGAGCGGAACGUCACUUCAGGGAUAUGUACUUUCCUAAUCACCAGCAGAUCCAUCCUAUUACCACGACAUUUGCGAUGCGAAAGGAUUCGAAACAUUUCGAUGGUUCUUACGAAGACCAUCCAGAAAAAGCAGCCCGACUAAGCUCCGAGCUCAGUUCAUAUCAGAACGGUCGUGUGUCGCUGUACGGUUCCUAUUGGAAUCUAACAGGCAAUGCUUCUAGUAGUUCAACAAACGGUUUACCUGCCGGUAGUAGGCAGAGCCCGUUCUCACAGUACAGUGCACAACAGUUAAACACUUACUCUAGCAUAGUUGGCUCGCGACAGUCUCGAUUAUUAGCCUGA
Molecule: messenger RNA, 1404 nt
Organism: Acanthocheilonema viteae
Lineage: Eukaryota; Metazoa; Nematoda; Chromadorea; Rhabditida; Onchocercidae
Source: the annotation of a GenBank genome assembly